Molecule: messenger RNA, 4795 nt
Organism: Gordionus sp. m RMFG-2023
Lineage: Eukaryota; Metazoa; Nematomorpha; Gordioida; Chordodea; Parachordodidae
Product: nck-associated protein 1-like
Exons: 29
Coding region: 35-4144 (1369 amino acids)
Biological process (GO): cell projection assembly; cell migration; cell morphogenesis
Cellular component (GO): SCAR complex
Source: RefSeq, a predicted model, not a curated record
UAUUUUCCUCAUUAAGUUAAUAAAUCUAAAGUGCAUGGCUCGAGCAAUUCAACCUGGGCAACAAAAGAUCGCCGAAAAAUUAAUUAUUCUAAAUAAUAGAGGAAAUGGGCUAUUAACACGAUUGUACAAUAUUAAGAAGACAUGUAAUGAUCCAAAAAGUAAGCCUCCCUAUUUGACUGAUAAAUCAUUGGAGCCAUGUCUCAAACUUAUAUCUAAAAAGUUUCCAGCUAUAGAUGUUAAAGGAAAUAUGAAUACUUUUGCCCCCUUGAUUGCUGUAAAGAAUGAGGUUCUCAGGAAUCUUGACCAAUAUUAUUACACAUUUGUUGAUUAUUUAGAAUUCAAGGACCAUGUGACAGAACUCCUAACUAAUAUUGAUGCGCUUCAAAUAAAUUUUGACAUAACAACUUGUUACGAUUUAACCGUGGCGUACCUCGAUCUUACGACCUUGUACAUUUCACUGACCUAUCUCCUUUUCUCGAUACCCGACAGGCACCGAAUAGUUGGACUAUAUCACUCGGCCCGUUCGGCCCCGCUGGACCCAACCUUUCACAGGCUCGGUCACGCCUUGCAAAGACUAACGGAAGGGGGAAGCGCCACUCAAGGAAGUGGAUCUUCGGAAUCCGCUUCAGCUCCGCUUCCCGCCCUUCGCGAUCAAUUGAGACCUCACGCGAGGCGAUUGCUUUCCGCUUGUUUUCGCAGCGGUCUAGCGGAACUCUUUACUCGCCGUAACCUAACGGCUAACGAAUGGCGUAACGCGGGUAUGUUGGGAGUCACUAAUAUGGGCACCAGUUAUGCCCCGGCCCAGACUGACACGAUGCACUGCGAAUACCUAUCCCUCGAAAAGAUGGAACGGUGGAUAGUGCUUAUAGGAUUGGUGUGCCACCCUACUCUCGUAACUUUUUCUAAUUUCUCCGGGGAAACCGGUGCCGAUUCCAGCGUCGGUAGCAACGCGAACGGGAUGGCAUCGUUGUUGGCGGGGAAGGAAGGCGAAACCAAUUCGAACCCUAGCUUCAACGACGCUUGGGAGGUGUGGAAGGCGGCCCUCAGAAAUAACGUCGUCGUGACCAUCUUCAGGGACGAAUCGAUCAAUAUAUACGCCGCGGUUUUGAAUUACUUCGAGACCAUUAAAGGAUACGCUAAACGGAUAGCGGAAAUUAAGGAAUGCUACAUAGUAACCAUACAAGAAACCGUCAAAAUUAGGAGAGAACGGAGGAAAUAUCUUAGGGUCGCAUUGAAGGAACUCAUAUCGGUAUUCAACGAUCAGCAUGGCCUGUUAGGACCUAAAGCUCUGUACGUUUACAUGGCUCUGUCGUUCACCAGGGACGAGCUGCGUUAUUUGGUGAGGCACCAAGACUUCGCGGGGAAAUUCUUCAACUCCUCUCAAAGUUAUAACGUGGGCCACUGCUCCAAUAUCGCCCUCUUUUGCUCUUCCAACGUUCACCACGGUUGCAGCGGCAACUCCAAUUCGACCAAUUCCUCUCUCAAUAACCUCAACAAAAGGCUCUGCAAGGAAGAAUUCGAGGAUAGGACAGUGCCGGAACUGCUAUUUUAUAUGGAAGAAUUGAAAGGACUCGUCAUCAAAUAUCGGUUAGUUCUGCGAAGGUAUUACAUCCAGUACUUGUCGGGCUACGACGCCAUCGAAUUCAAGCACCUAACCCAGAACCUCUCCUUCUGUCAAGAAGAGGAGUCGCUCAUAUUGACCAGUUUUCACGACACGCUGCUCAAUUUAAACGCCGACCAAACCCUUCAAUCUGCCUCGCCGGAUAGCGAAGACCUCACGCAAACCGGGUCUCAACAGAGUGGCGCGGAACUUUUGGACAAAGCGGGAAUCACGGAUGGGUGCUACCCUCAGCUCAGGGCACUCAGAUUGGAUUGGAUGAGACUGCAAGCGUACGGCGGAAUGGUAAACAAGGUCUCCUCCUUCACCCUCGCGGAUCACCCGUCACUCGCCAAGCACCUAAACACCAUAACGUUUCAUUCCAAGCUGGUAGACGAUUUGUUCGAUUUUCACGCCUUCUACCAUUCCAACACUUGUCCUUCGAAAGCGGCUUCCAAUAGCUCAAACAACACGGUCAACGGACCAUCUGGCGGUAGUAAUGGCCGCCCCAGCAACUUUAAGAAUUUUGAGAUGCCUUUACUGUUGCAAUGCUCUGAAAUGUCGUUGUUUUGUUUUUAUCCAGGAGUCUUGGAAGACUACUUCAAAUCGGGGUUAGAAUUUCCGCCCCAAAUGAGGUUCAUAAUCGCUUUCCCUCGCAUAUGCUCGCACUUCAUUUACGCUUGCCACGACAUGUGCCCUGAAGAGAAACCCUUGAUAGGCGAUCGAAGUCUAAUGAUGGCCAAUAGCUUUUUGGAGGACAUAGCCAAGGAAAUUAGGACCAUAGUGGCCUACGUUUGCGAAGAUUACUGCCUAAUGAACGAUCAAACGCUUCCCAAACACGCCAUACACCUUUACAACUCUGCCCUAAACGUCAAAAGAGGAAACCCGUCUGUCAAUUCGUCUACCCAUGGCCGCAAGAACAAAAGUAAGAGCACGAAAUCGACGAACGAAGGCGCGAUAGAUGGCGCUAACAACGUAAACGCCAACGUUUUGGGCGAAGCCAACAAUGGCUUAAAUAUGCCGGGCUUCGAAAGUUAUCGGAGAUAUAGGGAGGAGUUGAACGUGUUGGACAUACAAUACACUGCCCUUACGGAACUGUGCACCACCAUCAACCAUUACGGUACCCUUAAGAUAUGCAAUCACGCGUUUACUCCCAGGGAAUACGUUACGCAACAGCUGGAGUUGUAUUUUAACAAGUCCAUCGUAGCCAUGGCAAUGUACAACGUGGAAUCCAACACCGAUGUCGCAAGACCGAGCGAAGUCUUGGUUAGAGUUAGAACCUGCAUUUCCCUUUUAUUCCAUACCAUAGAAAAUUUUGUGAAUAUGGAUAUGGCCAAAUUAGUGAAAAUUAUUCUUUUGCAGCAAACCCAACCGGUGGACAAUCAGGGAGAUAAAACGAUUACUUCCAUUUAUACUAUGUGGUAUUUGGAAGUAUUUCUCAAGAAAAUGACAGUUGCUCCUUUCUUUUAUUCCGAUUUUUACAAAUGCACUCUUGCCAAUAAGAGUUCCAAGAAAUGCAACGAAAAUAUCCAUUUUUCCACCGACGAAUACAUCGAUAUUAGAGAACUGAGAUGUUUAGCCGAACUCCUGACCCCUUACGGUAUGAAACAUUUGAGCGAACAGCUGAUGAGACACGUGGCUAAUCAAACCAUGGAACUCAGGAAAAUCGUGUUGGCCAAUAAGGACAGGUUGGUGACUCUCAGGACCAAUUUCGAUGACAAGGCCAAACUUAAAGAUUUCAACAAAAAGAUGAAUAGCACGUUUGAUCAUGUGUUGCAAAGACUCAUCGUGAUUGGUUGUUUGGUAAAUUUCAACGGGUUGUGCAUGGAAGCCCUAAACGACGUUCUACGUAAAAGAACCCCCUUCCUCUUAUCCUCCAUAUCCGAUUUCCAGAAUAUCAUCAACUCAAACGCCGACUCUAACGUCGUUAAUGAGAUGUCAAUCGUAGCCGGCAUUCAACAUUCUGUCAAUCCUUACCUGAUGUUCGCCUUCAAACAGAAUUUGGAUUACAAAUCUGACGAAGAAUACGAAAAUUCUUGUUUACUCAUGGUCCUGCUUUCCUUGUGCAUCCCCAAACUGCUCUCUAAAUGCGAUCAGCUGAAUAGCCUGGACAUUUCUCACCUGACGACCAACUCGUCCGGUGUCACCAGUUUUAACCACCCUCCAGGACAAACCGGGUCAGGCGGCGAAAGCCAAGCCACCUCCGCCAAUAUGUUUAGACCAUUUUCUGACGGCAUGGCGAAUAAUUCGCACACCAUAGCCAAGGGACUUAAUACGCUCUUUUCAACGCUCUUCCAUAUUCACGCGAAAAAUGAUAACAAAGACAGGAUGAAAGAGUUUUUGGCGUUGACAUCUUAUUGCUUGUUGAAAGCCUGCCAAGAAACCGAAAAGGAAAAUAUUCAUAUGUACCGGGAUUCCAUGUGCCUCCUCUUGGAAAAGAUCGUUUUCGAAUGUCCCGACUUGUCGCACGACUUACUAGACGCCUGUUUUCCUUACGCUCUCAUACGAAACGCUAGCAAAAAUAUUUAUAAAUCGUACAAAUUAUGAAGAAGAAAACAAAACGAAGAUUUAAACCUCAUUAAUAAUAUAUUAAUCUAUUUUUUUUCGCGCUUUUACUUAAAAAUAACUGCCUUAAAGAUGCUUAGCUGUUCGCGAACCACGGGAAAAAUUAGGGAUGCGCCCCGAUUUCAGAAUUUGAUAUGAUAUUUCUCAUCGAUAACCUAUUAUUUAUGCCACAUCACAGACAACUUUUAAAAAAAACUUAAAUUAUUGCCCCUUUAUCAACUAUACUUUUUGAUUGGCCCUCUCAUAUUGAUGCGCGCAACUGUCCAUUAAACGACUAAGAAAUCGGGGCGAUACUUUCUAGGAAUUGGCUAUCGAUCCAAUUCCUAUUCCAAAAAAUCCUGCAUUACCAUAUUUUUUUUUUUCAAAGUUACUCUCAAAAUUUAAACGUGCAUGUUAUUUCUCUUAUUUUAUUUUUAAGCUUAUCUUAUUUAUUUUUUAAAAAAUGAAUUAAUAUAUUAAAUUCCUAAUAUUCUUUCGUGUAAUGAAUGUCACGCCCCCAAAGUAUUUAUUUAUUUUUAUACAUUAAAAUGUCGCGAAUUGAGAUAAACCAACGCAUUUAAAAAUAAUUCGUAUUACUUUUUUUUAAAGACAUUUAAUGCAUUACUUGUAUAUUGCAUGUGAUCAUCAAAUCUA